AUGUCCGACUCGGCCUCCACCGACGAUGGAGGCAUUCCCGACCGUGGUCCCGCCGUCUUUGCGGUCACGACGGCCACUCUCGUCCUCGCUACCGUCUUUGUCGUCGCACGAAUUAUCUCACGCACCUUCAUUGUUAGAAACGUUACCUGGGAUGACCGCGUCAUGAUCCUCGCAUGGCUAUUCGCCUUCUUCCUAUCCUUCACCAUCUGCUUCGGCGUUCACAAUGGCCUCGGACGACACGACGAAAACAUCGACCCCCAACGAUUACCCGCUCUCCGUCGUUGCGAAUAUGUCUUCUCCAUCUUAUACAAUCCCGCAUUGAUGGCUACCAAGACCUCUGUGCUUAUAUUCUACCUGCGAUUGGCCAAGCACACCCAAAGAGUACUUCGAUUUGCUUCUUGGUUGACCCUGGCCGUUGUCAACAUUGCUGGUGUUAUACUCACUUUUAUGAAUGUGUUUCAAUGUCGCCCGACCCAAGCCGCCUGGGAUGUAAAAUAUGACGACCGCCCGAGUGCGAAAUGCAUCCCUUUACUGACCGAGUUUAUCUGCUCCUCUCCCGUUAACAUCGUUACGGACCUGGCUAUUCUCGCUCUCCCUAUACCCGUCCUGACCGGCAUGCGCCUACCUUCUCGCCAAAAGACGAUUCUGGUCCUGACCUUUACCGUUGGUAUUUUUGUGACGGUUGUCGAUGUAGUAAGGAUUUACUACCUGCAACAAGCCAUUACGGCACCCACCAGCACAUCCUCCGAUCCUCAAUCGCGUUUUGGUGGACAAACUGAUUUUGCAUGGAACGCGUCGAGAUCACUCAUGUGGAGCGCCGUUGAAGUCAACGUCGGAAUGAUGUGCGCUUGCGUGCCAACGUUGAAGCCUCUGGUCCUCAAGCUUCUUCCAGCUAUGCUUUACGACCCCGAUGGAACCAGAGCCAGUACACCCAAGGGACCAAAUGACUCGGAUUCACCCUCGACGGGCCAUCGCGCCAGUAUUCAGCAACCACCUCCCGUCGCGCAACCCAAUGCGCAAGCUCCUCUCAAUGCCAACGCUCCUAUGAGCGCUAUGGAGUUUCUAACAACGCCGUUCGAUGAGCCAGCCCCACCUCGUCCUGCGCAACGUGCUGCUCAGAGCAACGGGACAUAUCAGACAUCGACAACCAUGACAUCUUCUACUGGAACUGUCGAGGGCGUCUACUUCGGCUUUGUGAACAUGACGAAACCCAAAAGUAUGCUCAAAUGCAACAAGAAGGAGUCUUUCAAGUACUGUACGAUUGUCUCUAUCUUGUUUUUGCUCUGGGGCAUAUCCUAUGGUUUGCUCAAUACGUUGAACAACGUCAUUGCAACCGUUGACAACAUGACCACCCCCGAAACACUUGGCAUGACGUCCGUUUACUUUGGAGGCGGUUACUUUUUCGGACCCCUGCUAGUGGGUGAAUGGAUCCUACGGCGCGACGAGCACAACCGAUCGAAACGCCACAAGGGUAACGGCCACGACAGCGUUGGUGGUUUCAAAGUUACUUUUAUCGUGGGACUUUGCUUCUACGGCAUUGGAACCGUCAUCUUCUGGCCCUCGGCGGUCACCCAAUCAUAUGCAGGUUUCAUGCUUAGCAACUUUGUUGUUGGCUUUGGUCUCUCAAUCCUAGAAGUCGGCGCAAAUGCGUUUUUGAUACUCUGCGGACCCCCCGAGUAUGGAGAAACCCGCGUACUCAUGGCCCAGGGCGUCCAGGGUAUCGGCAGUGUCCUCAGUGGUCUUCUAGCUCAAAAAGUCUUUUUCAAGGGCAUCGUUGAGCAAAACAAUGCAUCCAGCAUGACUCUCAUCAACGUUCAAUGGACUUAUUUGGGAAUCACGCUGCUUUGCGUUGCUCUAGGUCUCUUCUUUUACUACAUGCCUCUUCCGGAGGUCAGCGAUCGUGAGUUGGAGCAAUCCGCCACGCAUCUUCCCAUGGAUCCCCAGAAGAAGAGAAGCGGCCUGCAACUACGCACGUGGAGCCUAAUCUUGGCUGUUCUUGCGCAAUACACCUACGUUGCUGCCCAGGAGUGUUCUAGCAUCUAUUUCCGGAGUCUGAUGAUCUCUAUCCUUCCCAAUCAGCCCAACACCGGCGAGGAAGCCGCACAAGGCGCUAGCGACAUUCCCAAUACCGACAAGCCACCCGGAAUCAGCCUCUCCAUACCCGACUACCUUCUUAUUGCGCAUACCGCCUUUACAGUAUCUCGUUUCAUGGCAGCAGGCCUCACAUAUCUUUCUGUAUACCGCUCCCGCUUUCCCCGGCCUCGCACCAUUCUCACCGCCUGCAUCGCUGGGUGUUUCCUCUUCGCACUUCUUCCUGUGGUUGUCCGUCCACCCAACCCUAACCUUCUUAUUAUCCCGAUUGUCCUCUUCUACUUCUUCGAGGGACCCAUAUACCCCCUGGUUUUCGCUAUCGGUCUUCGCGGCCAGGGUCGACGCACCAAGCGUGCUGCUGCUUUCAUCACCAUGGGUAGCUCCGGUCCGGGGUUCUUCCCCUUUGUCAUGUAUGGCAUCAUCAAGCAUGGAGGGACUGUCAAAACGGCUUUCAUUGUGGUCGUCGUCCUUCAGGCCGUUGCGAUGUCAUACUCAAUCUUCCUCCAGUCCGUCCGCGACGUGAAGCGAAUGGUAGAUCCUUGCCCUGCCGUACGAGAUGCUCUCGGACAGCCUGACGAAGAGAUGCCAUCGCCCAUGGAGACAGCAAUGGCGGACCGGGCACGUCGACGCAGUACAAUCAGGGCCAAAUCUCCAGGAAUCUUUGGAAAGGUCUCCCAAAGCACCAGAGUCAUAGGUGCCAAGUUUCUCAGCUCUCGACGUCGCUCUUCACAGCCGUCGAUACAACAAUGCGAGGACAGUCGCGACAACGUACCACUUUAA
Messenger RNA from Fusarium pseudograminearum CS3096, 2871 nucleotides. RefSeq lists its product as uncharacterized. The transcript has a single exon. NCBI's taxonomy places the organism in Eukaryota, Fungi, Ascomycota, Sordariomycetes, Hypocreales, Nectriaceae. Bases 1 to 2871 code for a protein of 956 amino acids. The record is from RefSeq and is a predicted model, not a curated record.